This is a messenger RNA of Globicephala melas (long-finned pilot whale), 1860 nucleotides long. It is a transcript of the gene CCT8L2, whose product is annotated as chaperonin containing TCP1 subunit 8 like 2. NCBI's taxonomy places the organism in Eukaryota, Metazoa, Chordata, Mammalia, Artiodactyla, Delphinidae. The record is from RefSeq and is a predicted model, not a curated record. Gene Ontology annotation, biological process: protein folding. Gene Ontology annotation, cellular component: chaperonin-containing T-complex. Gene Ontology annotation, molecular function: ATP-dependent protein folding chaperone; ATP binding.
AUGCACGUUGGUGGAGGAAAAGAAAUGGUGUGCAACUUCGUUCUACUCCAGUUCCAGGGAUACUUUCCUUAUUACAGCGUCGUUUUAAAAAUGAUCCGGAAAGGGUUUAUAAAGCUGUCAGACAAAAAGAACGAUGGCAUUUUGAGGGAUAAAGUGCUGAGAGACAUAAUGAACCAACCGCUCGAGGGGCUUCAGAGAUCUCCUCCCGGGGCGCCUCGCUGCUGUUCCAGCGCCUGUCUGCGGCCGGGUGGGCCCCCGCGGGCGAUUGACGGCAGAGCCCCUUCGGUGCCUGAGCUGCCCGAACGGCUGGUGACGGCGGCGGCCGAGGAGAAGCACCCGCUGAGCAGCUUGGCCGCGGCGCACACCUUGGCCAGAGUCCUGCGGCCCUGCUACGGCCCCCAGGCGCGGCAGCUCCUGGUCACCGCCAAACGAGAAACCGUGGUCACAGGGUACGGCACGGCCAUCCUCUGGGUGCUGGAGCUGGAGCACCCUGCCGCCCGGCUGCUGCGGUUGGCGGCGCAGAGCGGCGACGGCGUGGCCUUCGUGGUGCCCCGGGCUCAGGCCCUGCUGGCGCAGGUCGAGCGCCUGCUGCGGGAGGCCUAGGCCGCGGUGGCCGCCGAGACGCUGGCCCUGCUGCCGUCCCUGGCCAUCCGGGCGCUGGGGCCUCUGGAGGACCCGUUCGGGGCCCUGCACUUGGUGACGAACACGCACAGGCUGUAGCUGACUGACGGCUUGACCAAGAUGGUGGCGCAUGCGUGCUGGGCCACCCGGGAGCCUGACGGCGGCUUCCAGCCGGAGCGCGUGCGCGUGUGCGCGCUGCCCGGGGCGCGGCUGGAGGACUCGUGCCUGCUCCCCGGCCUGGCCCUGCCGGGCAAGCCCUGCGGCCAGGUGGCCAUGGUGAUGAGCGGCACCAGGGUGGCUCUGAUGGCCUGCGCCUUCGGCCCGCCAGCCCUUGCCCUGGCCACGGCUCGUCUCUCUAGUCCUGACGACCUGACCGAGUUCAGGAAGGGCAGCGAAAGGCUGAUAGAAAAGCAGGUUGCCCAGCUGGCAGCCGCGGCUAUUAACGUGGUGGUGGUUUGGGGGGAAAUUGACGAGGAGACCCUAACGCAUGCUGACAGGUGCGGCCUCAUGGUGAUUCAGGUGAAGUCCCGGCGGGAGAUUGUGUACCUGAGCGAGGUGUUUGUCGCACCUGUGAUGCCUUAUCUGCUUCCUCCACUGGCGCCAAGGAAGUGUCGGAGGGUGUACGGGCAGGAGCUGGGAGAAGGUUUGGCUGUGGUAAUUGAGUGGGAAACUCCAGGCACCCCUGCCCUCACCGUGGUGCUCAGGGAGGCCACCGCUGAAGGGCUACGGGGUGCAGAGUAGGCUGCCUACCAGGGCAUUGAUGCCUGUUUCCAGUUAUGCCAGGAUCCCAUACUGCUUCCAGGAGCUGGGGCCACAGAGAUGGCUCUGGCGAAAAUGCUCUCAGAGAAAGGAACCAAACUGGAAGGGCCCAGUGGUCCCACCUUCCUGGCAUUUGCCCAGGCCCUGCAGUCUCUUCCUGAAACCCUGGCAGAGAAGGCAGGCUUAGCCGUCUCAGACGUGAUGGCAGAAAUGAACGGAGCUCACCAAGCUGGGAACUUCCUGAUAGGAGUGGAGGUCGAAGGGAUAAUAAAUGCGGCCCAGGAAGAGGUGUGGGACACCCUAAUAGCCAAAGCCCAAGGACUUCGAGCCGUGCCUGACGUGGUACUCCAGCUCCUGACUGGCCAUGACAUUGUAGUAGCCAAGAAAAGUCCCACACCUCACCAGGACCUGAAACCUGAACCUAAGAAGGCAAAGGAUCGCCCAUACCCCGUGAAAAAAAGGCGUCCUUGGAACAAAUAA